AUAGAGGUUAACCAAAACAAACCUCCCAGAAUUUAUGUUUUUUCGUGUAAUAACCCACUCAAAAGGCUUUAGAACCGCUCUGAAGUCGCUAAUCGAGCCCUCAGUCCGGCGACGAAGCCUCACAACAGCCGCUUUCCUCAGUCUGCCACCAUGCCUCGCCGUCGUUACACACCCGAAACGGACCCUCGCGAAAAAAUCAAAGACUAUUUUCGCAAAUUUAUCGCAUUUAUGUGUUCGCAAGUGGGCGUUGGGGCCCUUGUUGUGUGUUACACUCUAAUAGGGGCAGUCGGUUUCAGCCGACUCGAGUCGACAUUUAACGACACUUCCGUCACUCGAGUCGCUUCAAUUCGGGGGAAUUACACGCGUUUGUUGUGGUUAGUGGCGCGCAAAACUAACGUUUUCAACCAAACUGAAUUUUUCAUUGACACAAACGAGAAGUUGAAGAAUUUUCAAAACGAAAUGGUUCUCGUGAUUAAAAAGGGGUACAAUGGACACGACGGGGGCAAAAUGUGGACGUUCCCAGCCGCCUUGAUGUUCGCCUUAAGUGUCAUUACAAUGAUCGGGUACGGGAAUUUAGUGCCGCGCACCGGUUGGGGAAAAUUCGCAACGGUGGUUUACGCCGUGUUUGGGAUUCCCCUAUUUGUGCUGUAUUUCCUCAACGUGGGGGAAAUCCUGGCUGGGUGUUUCAAGUGGGUUUAUACGAAGUUGUACGAAUGUAGUACGAAACGGGGGGAGGAGAAGGUGCAUAAGAGGAUUGUGGUCCCCACUACAGCAUGUCUUUGGGUCAUGGGGGGCUAUAUUCUCACGGGGGCUAUCAUGUUUGCCGAAUGGGAGCAUUGGACGUACUUAGACAGUGCCUAUUUUUGCGUUACCAGUCUUUGUAAACUGGGUUUAGGGGACUUUGUCCCUGGAACUGCCUCACAAAAUGGAAACGAAUCGAAACUUGUGAUUAAUUUUAUUUAUAUUUUGGUGGGGAUGGGGUUAGUGGCCAUGUGUUUCAAUUUGAUGAGGGAAGAAGUGAGGGUGAAAGUUGAGGAGUUUAGGGAGGAUUUUAGACAGUGUUUGGAGGAUACGAGAGUGAGGAUUGAGGAGUGGUGUCGGAAGUAUCGAUAUAAAGACCAGUUUUAGUGGUUUUUGUGUUACUUUUUUUGUUUUGUUUUUUUAAUUAUUGUGUGUUCUGUGAGUGUUUUCUUAGUUCUAUAAGUAAAGGAUUAUUUGGAAACUGUGUUUCCGGCCAGAAUUGUAUUGGUAUGAGGUAUCUCAAUGUGAAUGGAUACGAAAAUAGAACAAACGACGUCAUUUACAUCCGACCGCUUCAAAAUGGGAACAAAACCGCCGUGAUUUACUUCGGAGGUGAUAUUCAGGACUUUACCGAGAACAU
This is a messenger RNA of Tribolium castaneum (red flour beetle), 1381 nucleotides long. RefSeq lists its product as uncharacterized. Gene Ontology annotation, molecular function: potassium ion leak channel activity; outward rectifier potassium channel activity. Gene Ontology annotation, biological process: stabilization of membrane potential; potassium ion transmembrane transport. The record is from RefSeq and is a predicted model, not a curated record. NCBI's taxonomy places the organism in Eukaryota, Metazoa, Arthropoda, Insecta, Coleoptera, Tenebrionidae. Gene Ontology annotation, cellular component: mitochondrion; plasma membrane. The transcript has 4 exons. The coding region runs from base 151 to 1128 and encodes 325 amino acids.